GUAAACAGUCCUAGCUAAGUUGGGGUGUAGGGUGGAUCGUCUUCACUGUGCCUUGUCCUCUGAGUGUGUGAGUCCUUCCUCCUCUACUCCUCAGCUCUGAGUCCUUCCUCCUCUACUCCUCAGCUCUGAGUCCUUCCUCCUGUACUCCUCAGCUCUGAGUCCUUCCUCCUCUACUCCUCAGCUCUGAGUCCUUCCUCCUCUACUCCUCAGCUCUCAUUUCUUUUACGGUUUCCAGCGGUGAUCCAGAAUCAAACACUGCAGACUUUAGGACUGUCUUUCUGGAUUUUACUAAAUUUGUUUAAAAUUUGCAGAAACUUGUGCGUCUGCAGCUUCCAUGUGACUCUGAUAAGGAGAAGAACUUCUGCUGCUCUCGUUGUUUUGGCUUCUUGAAUACGUAUAAAAAUGUGAUGAAGAGAAAGAGAGAGAGAGAGAGAGAGAGAGAGAGAGAGAGAUGGGAGGAGCGGUGUGCAGAGCGGAGGUGAAGGAGGAGAAGAGGAGGAGCGUGGGGAGGGAGGACAGUCUGACAUCAGCUGACAGAAUCCGUCGCUUCGCCGUCAGACAGUUUGGAUUCAACGUCCUGAGUCUGGCUCGCAGAGGACUCAAGGACGUCCCAUACGAGCUGUGGGAGCUGCUGGAGUUACAGAAGUUAAAUCUUUCUCUCAACGGUCUGAAGCUUCUUCCUCCUCAGCUGGCUCUGCUCUGCAACCUAGAGGUGCUCAACCUCUGGGGGAACCAG
Messenger RNA from Perca fluviatilis (European perch), 736 nucleotides. RefSeq names its product leucine-rich repeat-containing protein 30-like. The record is from RefSeq and is a predicted model, not a curated record. NCBI's taxonomy places the organism in Eukaryota, Metazoa, Chordata, Actinopteri, Perciformes, Percidae. Gene Ontology annotation, molecular function: protein binding.